Molecule: messenger RNA, 1635 nt
Organism: Pomacea canaliculata
Lineage: Eukaryota; Metazoa; Mollusca; Gastropoda; Architaenioglossa; Ampullariidae
Product: ubiquitin-like domain-containing CTD phosphatase 1
Exons: 10
Coding region: 29-1150 (373 amino acids)
Cellular component (GO): nucleus
Molecular function (GO): phosphoprotein phosphatase activity
Source: RefSeq, a predicted model, not a curated record
GAAGGCUAGCUUUCCAGGAGAAUCCAAAAUGUCUGGAGACGUGGGAGAUUUGAUUGUUAAAUUCUCCAAGAAAGAGUACACAAUUACUGGCCUGUCAGGGACAGAUACAAUCAAAAAUCUUAAGGAUGCUAUCUAUAGACAGACAGGUGUACUCCCUGAGCAUCAAAAACUUGCCGGAUUUAAAGUAAAAGCAGGUCAAUUUAAUGAUUCAUCACAGCUGUCUACCAUGAUGCUCAAGCCCAACAUGAAGCUGACCCUUAUAGGAACAAGAGCAGAAGAUAUUGAUGAGGUGAGAGAUCCACCAGCAGACAUGCCAGAAGUCAUCAAUGAUUUUGACAUUGAGGAUGAGGAGGUUGCCAUUGAAAACAGAGAGGAAUAUCUUGCCAAGGUCAAAAAGCGAGUAAAGGAGCAUCGGAUCAUCAUGUAUUAUCCCCCACGUGAUGGCAAAAAGCUUCUAGUGCUGGACAUUGACUACACUUUAUUUGAUCACAGGUCUACUGCAGAGACACCAACAGAGCUGAUGCGGCCAUAUCUUCAUGAGUUCCUCACCUCUGCCUACGUGGACUAUGAUAUUGUUAUCUGGUCUGCUACAAGUAUGAAAUGGAUUGAGACUAAGCUGAACCUGCUGGGUGUUACCACAAACCCCAAUUACAAAAUCUGUUUCUACCUCUGUUCUGAUGCCAUGAUUUCUGUUCACACACCAAAGUAUGGUGUUAUACAGGUGAAGCCAUUGGGUGUUAUCUGGGGCAAGUUUGACAUGUGGAGUGAAAAGAACACGAUCAUGAUUGAUGAUGUGCGGCGCAAUUUCAUAAUGAACCCCAAGAAUGGGCUAAGAAUAAAAGCCUUCCGUGAAGCCCAUUCUAAUCGUUUAGCUGACAAAGAACUGAUGAAACUGGCAGAAUAUCUACAAGAUAUUGCAGACGUCAGUGACCUCUCCAGGCUUGACCAUCGCAAGUGGGAGUCGUACAAGCGACCCACACCACGUAAACCUCGACCAGAGCACAAACCUCCUCCCCCAGCCAUUCACCAUACAGAGGAGGAAGAGGAGGAGGAAGAAGAUGAUGAAGGAGACGAUGGUGGUGACGGUGAAGAGGAAGAUGAUGAUGAUACAUUUCUGAAUCGCAAGAAUGCUCCCGAUAAUGUGCAAUGACAUGGACACAACUGCAUAAGCUUCAUGGCAAUUUAACCACAAUAGUAAGAACAUAUUGUCAGGAGUUCAGUCUGUUUUCAUUAUUUAAAUUCCUCUUGUUUAACCAACAUAUCAUUUAUUUACAUCAGUUUGUGUUUGUACAAUGUCAGCAUUUUAUCAGAGGUUCUCAUUAAACAUGUGUUGAGUUUGUCGUAUCUUUUGAAUUUUCAUCAGUCAGUUUUUUUCCAUAGAAAGUUGUUUGCGGUCUGCGCAUUUGCUUUAAGUAUUCCUCACCUUCAAGGGAAAGAAAACAGAAAGGGAGACCAGGCUUUUGUUUGUAAGGGAGGCAACACAACUUUCCAUUCUCGGAACGAUGGAAAAGCUGUGUUAUUUCCCUUAGUCUUUGACGUUCGCGAGUUCUUUUUCUCAUUUAGUUUUUUUCUGAUUGUUUAUAAGUGAUAAUGCAGUCAAUAAAACUACGUUUUUCCAAUCGGAAUACCAGACUC